GCGACGUCGCUGGGCAGCGGAGCGGCGGCCGCGCCAUGUGGCUGCUGGGGCCGCUGUGCCUGCUGCUGAGCAGCACCGCGGAGAGCCAGCUGCUCCCUGGGAACAACUUCACCAACGAGUGCAACAUCCCAGGUAACUUCAUGUGCAGCAACGGGCGGUGCAUUCCGGGUGCCUGGCAGUGUGACGGGCUGCCUGACUGCUUCGACAAGAGUGACGAGAAGGAAUGCCCCAAAGCGAAGUCGAAAUGCGGCCCGACCUUCUUCCCGUGUGCCAGCGGCAUCCACUGCAUCAUCGGCCGCUUCCGCUGCAACGGCUUUGAGGACUGUCCUGAUGGCAGUGACGAGGAGAACUGCACAGCAAACCCCCUGCUCUGCUCCACCGCCCGCUACCACUGCAGGAAUGGUCUGUGCAUCGACAAGAGCUUCAUCUGUGAUGGACAGAACAACUGUCAAGACAACAGCGACGAGGAGAGCUGCGAGAGUUCUCUGGAACCAGGCAGUGGGCAGGUGUUCGUGACAUCAGAAAACCAGCUUGUGUACUACCCCAGUAUCACAUACGCCAUCAUCGGCAGCUCCGUCAUCUUCGUCCUGGUGGUGGCUCUGUUGGCCCUGGUCCUGCAUCAUCAGCGAAAACGGAACAACCUCAUGACUCUGCCUGUACACCGGCUGCAGCAUCCUGUUCUGCUCUCUCGGCUGGUGGUUCUAGACCACCCCCACCACUGUAACGUCACCUACAACGUCAAUAAUGGUGUCCAGUAUGUGGCUAGCCAGGCCGAACAAAAUGCCUCAGAAGUAGGCUCUCCACCGUCCUAUUCAGAGGCCCUGUUGGACCAAAGACCUGCGUGGUAUGACCUUCCUCCACCGCCCUAUUCCUCUGACACCGAGUCUCUGAACCAAGCUGACCUGCCACCUUAUCGCUCGCGGUCAGGAAGUGCCUACAGCGCCAGCUCCCAGGCAGCCAGCAGCCUCAUGAGUGUGGAAGACAGCAGCCACAGCCCAGAGCAGCCCGGCCCUCCAGAGGGCACGGCCGAGCCCAGAGACUCUGUGCCCAACGAGGGCACUGAAGAAGUAUAAAACUAAAGCGAUUCCAAAGUCCAUGUGGGUAGAUCUGCUCCACCUUGUUGAAUUCUAACAGCCCGUGCUCAGAGAUGCUCUUUGAGCUCCUUUUGAGGAUGUCUCAAGUUGAAGUUUGGGGUGCUGAUAUCACCAUCUCCUCCUCCAGAUUUCAGGGGUGUUCUUUGGGAUGACCUGGCAUUCCUCUGCCUUCUUAGUUGACAUGAUGCAUUGUCAUCUUCUCUGUGAGGUCACUGUUCUUCAGGGCCUGCGAUAACAACCUCAUGCUUCAGAUGACUGUGCUACUGUUGCUUCAUCCAGGAGGCUUAUGACUGGGCAGGCAGCAGGUUGAAGCUGUAUAUAAGGAGUCUUAGGCAGGGUUCUGGGCCCACGUUGCUCAUUCAGGUCAGAAGACAGAAGACCAGGUGUCUUCUGGGCUGCCACUUUAUAGCUUACAUUUGGAGACAUGGGUUGGAGGAUUCUUCCAGAAGGCCACUCCAUCAAACCUACCUUGUACUGUCCUAUGCAUUGUUCUUACUUCAGCAGAGGCCAAAGAAAAGAUCUGACAUGAACAGCUGCUUUUGGCUCUCAGCACCCUCGUUUGGUUUUGAGAGACUCAGAAACAUCCUACCUGGCCUUAGAAUUGCGAGCUUUCCCAAGCAGCACAGAUCCUCAGCACCAUCCUUGAACAAGUAGGGAACCCUGCCAUUAUUGGAAACCCUCAACUCCUAAUGUGUAGGUGACCAGAGCCCAGGCCUGCCUUGACCUCGUGGUCCUUGUCCUGGCUUCUGGGUUGUCCCCAUCCAAGAUGAUCUGGCACAGCUAAGGAUAAAGACCCAAAUUAAGUUGGCCAAAAUUGUGAUUGAACCCUUUGCCCCAGAGAAACAGCGCCAGUGUGACGUGGUCAUACGUGCAGCUUCAUGGAGAGUAAAGCUCUCCUCAUCAGGUGCCUAAGUUCCAGAACACCUAACACCUGGGAGUCUGUGCCCAUUUGCAUGUGGACAUGGGGACUUGGGGACACUCAUUCUAGCAUGAGAGCCACAUUCAGUGCCACCUGUGAGGACUCUCGGGUCACUGUCCUGCCCACCGACCCCAGGAACAGUGCGCCACGUCAGGGUCAGACCCAGCCAAACAUCCGGGCACUUUCUCCUCUAAGAGAAAUGGGCAAUAGAUAACUUGGAGUCAAGAUUUCCCGUUGGAUUUUUUUUUUUAAGUCUCUUAGAAAUGCAUUUGAAACAGUGUGUUUGUUUUUUCCCUUCUAGUUAAGGGACUAUUUAUGUGUGUGUAGGAAAGCUGUCUCUUUGUUUGAUUUUGGCUUUGUUUCUCUUUCGGUGAGGUCCAAAGAAAGAUGCAAAAGGAAAUGCUGCCUUUCCCCAGCCCCAUCCCAUAAUGUCACCUCAGACUCACUCACAUGCCCAGCACUUACACUGGGGCAUCUUGGAGUCAUUAUUUAUCGAGUUCUUGAAAAAUGUAGAGAGACAAGUCCCUAUCCAUUGUUUGUAUGUUUCAACUACCCUUCCUCUUUCCUGAUGCCUAGCCAGCCCUAGUGCGUGGCACCAUCCCCCACACACCCCCACCAGGCAAUAAUGAGUAAGCCAUACUAACCAGGGACAAAACUGGAACCAGGCGGCUGCCACCCAUUCAAAGCAUUUUUUCGCAGCUGACGAAAUUUUCAAUAACCUGUUCGAUGGUAAUUAAAACGGAGCCUGCAGGAAGCAGGGAUGAAGUGGCCUUCGAUGAUGCUGUUCCGUUGACUUUCCUUUUCAAGUAAAUCCAAACUAGGCUGCUGGAAAGCUAGCCACUUGGGGUUUUGUUUGUUUGUUUGUUAUGCUUAAAGAAGCCUAGUUGCUUCUGUCUUUCAUUUUUAAAAUAGCGAUUGGAUGUGUGUGUGUGUGUGUGUGUGUGUGUGUGAGAGAGAGAGAGAGAGAGAGAGAGAGAGAGAGAGAGAGAGACCCGAUGAAGAAAGAACUUGGGUGGGAGACGGAGCCUUUCUGGCUGUGCAUCCUGCCCCAAUGAGUCAGCGUUGCUUCCUCCUCCCUUUGAUGGGUCCCUGCUUCUUUUUGGUGCUCUGAAAGUUGUCUGGAAGAAAGGAUUCUAAUUUUAAUUAAUUGUGCAGUGAGCUAAUCUCAUGGGCUUUCUGCUUCAAGGCAUUUUAGGAAAAACAAAUGGUUUUAGUAGAUAAGGGAAGCCUGUUAAUGGUUUUUUUGUUUUGUUUUUCCAAAAAAACACAGGAACAUUUUUACUAUAGAUUUGGUUUUUAAUGGGUUUUUAAAAAAAUAAUAAAUAGUAAUAAUAAACAAGAUAGCAGAUCUCUGGGACUUGAGGUUUUAUCCCCCCCCCCUUUUUUUCUCAAGAUAAGUAAGUGGUUAGCAAUAUUUUUUAAAUUCAUUCCAGCCGUGAUUUUUUUAAGUACUAUAUUGCCUAAUUCUACACCAGCCAGGGAAAUGGUCUCCACCGUGUCCUGUCCAGUGAGAUCAGCGCUUUAUUUUGACACUACACUAGACUCACUGUGAUUGGAAACUCUGCCUGACUUAACUGCCUCUUCCUUGGAAUUGACAAUGUUUUUGAAAUGCAACUAAGUUGUUAAUAAAUAGUGUGUGAUAUUCAAAAUUAAUGUAAACUGGAAGGUUUUAUGUGGUUGCUUUUUUUGGUUGUUUUUUUAAUUUUUAUA
Molecule: messenger RNA, 3723 nt
Organism: Chionomys nivalis (European snow vole)
Lineage: Eukaryota; Metazoa; Chordata; Mammalia; Rodentia; Cricetidae
Gene: Ldlrad3
Product: low density lipoprotein receptor class A domain containing 3
Exons: 6
Coding region: 36-1073 (345 amino acids)
Biological process (GO): receptor-mediated endocytosis
Cellular component (GO): plasma membrane
Molecular function (GO): protein binding
Source: RefSeq, a predicted model, not a curated record